Molecule: messenger RNA, 939 nt
Organism: Cynoglossus semilaevis (tongue sole)
Lineage: Eukaryota; Metazoa; Chordata; Actinopteri; Pleuronectiformes; Cynoglossidae
Product: obscurin-like protein 1
Exons: 2
Coding region: 30-731 (233 amino acids)
Source: RefSeq, a predicted model, not a curated record
GUCAGUCAUAGUGAUGCAAUGUUUUCUCGAUGUUACCUCAAACUUCCCCAGCUCUGCCGGUGACAAUUACAACUGUGGGUGAGGCUGAGAGGAACAAGUCUGUUGAACCUGGUGAACCCAUAGCACUGCGCUGUGAGAUAUCAGAUCCUAAUGCUCGAGUAACUUGGUACAAGGAUGGAAUUGAACUACUCGAGUCUGCCGGCCGAGAAAUGGUGGCAGAGGGUUCAGUCAGGACGCUGGCCGUGCAGUCAGCCAUGUCUUCAGAUGCAGGGAUUUACAGCUGCCAGACAACAGAUGAUGCAGCGCAGUUUCAUGUGGACGUUAAAGCUCCACCCCUGAAGUGCUCAGCUGUGUCUGAGGGUGACCGCAAAGAGACAGUGAUGGUGGACACUCCUAUUGCCCUACAGUGUGAGACGUCUAAGCCCACUGAGCCCACUGAACAAGUCAGUCGGGUGGAGGGCGGGACACAGCUCCUCCCUCAGAGUGAAGUAGACUUCCCUUCAGAGGAAAGUCUGAGGACUCUAGUUGUCCCGUCUGUCACUCAGACUCACGUCGAUGAGCAACGAUGUGAGUUACAUUCUUCUGACGCCGAGUUUGCUGUGAGAGUAGAAAGCGAUGCUCAGACGCUUCCUUGUGCUUUUGCUGCCUUGCGCUGGCGACUAACUGCUGAGUCAGUUGGGUUAACAGUCAGCUUUUUUCUAAUCACCUUAACAAAGUUUUCAAAAAUGUAAGUAAGAAAUAGAAACCUCUUCGUGACUUUUCUUUGACUUGUCCAAACGUACUACCAAACAUUCUGCGUAACAAAGCAGCUUCUUAGUCUGCAUGUAAAUAAUGUUCUUUUUCUUUAAUGAAGACAAAAAUUCUAUCCUCACACCCUCCCCCCAGAAAAUCUAGAUUGUGAGUUGAUUUAGUCUUAUUGCAUUUUAAUUGUAUGAACCU